This is a messenger RNA of Penicillium malachiteum, 1008 nucleotides long. RefSeq lists its product as uncharacterized. The transcript has a single exon. The coding region runs from base 1 to 1008 and encodes 335 amino acids. Lineage: Eukaryota; Fungi; Ascomycota; Eurotiomycetes; Eurotiales; Aspergillaceae. The record is from RefSeq and is a predicted model, not a curated record.
AUGUCCGACAGCAGUUCCCCCGAUUACAAAAGUCUCUAUCUACAAGAGAAAGAGAGACGUACGCGAGAGGGGGAGAGACGAGAACAAGCCGAAGCGCGACAGAAGCAAGCCGAAGCACGACAGAAGCUAGCCGAAGCGCAACGGAAGCAAGCCGAAGAUGAAGCUUCGAAGGAGAAAGAGCGUAACCGAUCGCUAACCUUCAUGGAACUAAUAUGCCAUGGCCAUAAUCUACUCUCAAGACCGCUUAGAGUCAGAACGCCUUCUCGCUCGACUAUAGGGAUAAUACCCCCUCCUACCGGAAAAUACUGCCCGGUGCGACUAGAACCGUGGAAAUGUUGCCCACGUCAACAGCAAGAAAUUUACGAUGCUGUAUGCAAAUACCUCCAGCCAGCCGAGGAAGCCCCGUCACGGUUACCUACGUCUUUGAUCGCCCUUGAAGCUGAUGCUAGACGAUUUUGCCUCGACCCAAUGCACAGUGAACAGAGUGUUGAGAGCUACGAGCGAAUUGCAGUAGAAGGCCAUGUCCGUGAUAUAGUCGCGGAGCUAUGCAAACUCGAUGCUGCCCGCGAUGAGUUCGGCCUCGGUGAUGGAAUCUGGUUCGACAAUCACAAGAACUCCCUCGAUGGUCUUGAAUGUAUUGAAGCGAAUGUACAUCAACAGUCAAGUGUACACAAUCCAAAACCUGAUCAGUUCUGCAUCCACCGGGUUGAUGGGAACAUCACUACCCUCCUCACUGCAGUUGAAUACAAGCCACCUCAUAAGCUUCCCACUGAAGCCCUUCGUAAAGGGCUUCGACCAAUGGACUUGUGGAGAGAAUUGGUUAGUUCAAACAAAACAACUCAGGAAGAAGCCAGCAAAAUACAGUACAAUAUUGAAAAACUUGUCUGCUACGCUCUUAUCCAGGAAUACCAUGUCAUGAUCCAGGAAGGACUCAAGUAUUCUUGGCUAACGAACGGCAUUUCUCGUGUCCUUCUUCGCAUUCCUUACGACGAGCCUGGUACAUUAUAA